AUGGAUCGUGGCUACUCCUAUAUAGACAACCCCAAUAGCGCGGACGACGACACAAAUCGACCACAGCAAACUAACGCAGUCGAGCGCUUCCUCGCUGAGCUGUUCCAGAACCGUUUUCUCACAGACCUCUCGACCGCCGACGACGAAGCUGCACCGACACGACCGAUUUCGCCGCGAACGCUACCCUCGAAUCACCUCGUGCCUUUCUUCACCGCCUCCAAUACCUUUUCAGUACCGCAAAAUCCAGUCGACACUGCAGAAGUGGCAGGAAUCACACCACCACAUACUUCAGCACGCCAAAUGCAAAGCGCGCAGGAUGUCGUCUUCUGUGUCGAGGAUACCGUGGGGCUCAAGGACGACAAGUACAGCGUCGGCAUCAUAGAGCGAUCUUUUGGCGAUGUCGACUCGCACGAGCCCCGGCCACAGCGCGACUACCCCGACGACAUCGAACGCCACACCGAUAUCCCCAGGGAAGAAUUUUGGAAGUUCAUGAAAGACGGUAUCCCGCCGCGGGGUACCGUCCUAGUGUCAUGGCAGACCCAGUACAAGACGGAACUCAUACCAGAAGCAAAGCUUCAGCUGCUAGAUCGCGCGCUGUACGUAGGCGAUGUGGUCAAGAGGAAGGCCGAAGAUCAUAUUAGUGGUACGGUCAUUGGCACCCAGGCAGUCUGCACCCUCUUCCCCGCGACCCUCUUCAACGGCGGCCAAAUCACACAGACAACCACCGACGAUCUAUCAAUACGGAACAUCCCGGCCGACGAGCUCAUCAACGUUCACGAAUUCGUCGAGGGCGCCUUAGUCGUCUACGGCGACUGGGUGGGUCGGGUAGAGAACGUAUACGACGAGGUCGCUAUCAGGCUGGCCAACAACUCAGUCGUGGUCGUCGAGGACCCGGCCGAGCUGGAGCAGGAUGACACCACUCUCGAACGGCUCAGCGUAGGCGACACAGUCAAGACCAAAAAGGGCAACCUGCGGCGGGGAAACUGGAGAUUUGGCGCAUACGAUCCGAGCGUACCGCCUGUGGGCAUGGUAGUCGAGACAAGAGCAUCCGAGAUCGACGUGCAGUGGCUAGCAAGAAGCAUUGGCGCGCGCAACGUCGCCUUCAAUGCAGACGAGCCUCCGGCGACAAUCGGUCGAGACGAAUUCGAGAGCCCCAACUUCUACCGGUACGAUGCCUCAGGAGGUACCGCCACAACCCUCCCCGUCUCGGAAAACGGCGUCGACAAGUCAUACCAUGUAACCGAUGUGGCCGUGGGUGAUCGGGUACGGUUCAAGGACAUCGCCGGCGCUGCUGUAAAGUAUGACGGCACGAGGGAACUACCCAACGGAUAUCCACAGGGGAAGGUGACACGGAUUGCGCGGACAGAAAGCCUGGGAUACGAUCUCAAUGUCUUCCUUGUGAUGCAGACUCACAGUCGGGUCACAGUUCAAUGGCAAGACCUGUCCAUAACGCACGACCUCAGCUCUACUCUACUGCCAGAUCCCAAUGUAGAAGACGACGAUGAGGUCUGGCCUGGUGAAGUUGUUUUCUCCAAAGAGAAUCGCGAGGGUGAUAACGCUGAUGACUCUGCGACAAAGAAGCCUUCGAAAGUGGGUGUAGUCCAGACAGUCAAGGGCCGAGAUCGGAUAGCCACUGUGCGAUGGUUCAAGAAUCCUUCCAUCGAGUUCUUCGGCCCAGACCUACUUCCCCCGUCAAGCACAGGAGAAUUACAUGAGACCGUUGAAGACGUCAGUCUAUACGACAUUUACUCUUUCCCAGCACUAACACGGAGACGCGGCGACUUUGUACUUGUACAUCCAGACUCAAUCGAAGGUGUACAGACGCCGCUCAAUGUCAUUGGCCCCGACUGGUUUGGAGAGGUUAUCGACUUGGGUCUAGAUGGAAAGCUCACCGUCCGCCUUGGCGCAGCAAAGCCUGUUGUAGAUGUCAAGGUUCCCUACGAACGCGUCACUCUUGCCUACAGCAGCGACAUGGCUGACGAUUUCGGUAACAUGGAUCCGCUAGAAGGUGACUACAUCGACGACUCCGACGAGAGUGAUGAGAGCGAUUUCGACACGGCGUCAUUCAACGAGAUGUGGAUUGAGUAUGAGGGCAUGGAUGGUGAACAGCCUGUUGGCGACGAAGGAGACUGGUCGACAGAGGAUGAGGACGAAGAGGAAGAAGAUGAUGGCAACACGGACACAUCCAUGCCUGAUCUUGUCGACAUCACAAAAGAAGUGGAUACAUCGAAGACGACUCCCGAAGAGCAACCCGAUGAAGACGGCGGUAUAGCGCUGGAUGACCAUACGGGACAACCGACAGAGGGACCAGCUUCUUUCCUCAUCCUCGAAGAAGCUCCACCAGCUUCUCAUCACUACAUCUCCCAAUCAUCAGCCUCCUCGUCAGCGUUCAUGCGCCGGAUAGCGAAAGAGCACAAGAUCCUCCGGAACUCACUUCCACCAGGCAUCUUCGUCCGCACCUGGGAAUCUCGACUAGAUCUCCUCCGCGUCCUCAUGAUCGGCCCUAACGACACACCUUACGAGUACGCACCCUUCGUCAUCGACUUCCACCUCGGAUCGGCGUACCCACAAGAAGCACCAUCAGCCUUUUUCCACAGCUGGACAAACGGUAACGGACCUGUCAACCCGAACUUAUACGAAGAUGGCAAGAUCUGUCUGAGUCUACUGGGCACAUGGCACACCGACGAGCGGAACGAGAGCUGGAGUCCCGCGAAGAGUACGCUACUGCAGGUUCUAGUCUCCAUCAUGGGACUUGUACUAGUCAAGGAACCUUACUACAACGAAGCUGGCUACGAUGUUCAUCGCUCAGCACCAGAGACGAAGCUGAGUUCGGCGCUUUAUACCGAACGCGCUUACUUCCGUGCUCGCGCAUUCAUACACCAUGCGCUCACGCAUGAGGUCGCGCCGUUCAAGGAGGAGCUACAGUAUCUCUACCGAAGCCAAGAAGACGGUGCCCCCAAACUUCUCGACAAGGCCAUCGAAGCCGCUAAGGACGUUGUCGAGCAAAGCGCCGAGGGAAGUGAGGAGGGCGAGCGUGAUGGGCUGAGGAAGAUCAGUCUGGGCGCGCUUGUCAUGCUGAGGAGGCAGGUUGAGAAGCUAGAGGCUUUGAAGCAGGCGAGUACAUGA
This is a messenger RNA of Alternaria conjuncta, 3126 nucleotides long. RefSeq lists its product as uncharacterized. The transcript has a single exon. The coding region runs from base 1 to 3126 and encodes 1041 amino acids. Lineage: Eukaryota; Fungi; Ascomycota; Dothideomycetes; Pleosporales; Pleosporaceae. The record is from RefSeq and is a predicted model, not a curated record.